This is a messenger RNA of Acanthisitta chloris (rifleman), 1155 nucleotides long. It is a transcript of the gene UTP18, whose product is annotated as UTP18 small subunit (SSU) processome component homolog (yeast). The record is from RefSeq and is a predicted model, not a curated record. Gene Ontology annotation, biological process: rRNA processing. The transcript has 10 exons. Gene Ontology annotation, molecular function: protein binding. Gene Ontology annotation, cellular component: Pwp2p-containing subcomplex of 90S preribosome; small-subunit processome. Lineage: Eukaryota; Metazoa; Chordata; Aves; Passeriformes; Acanthisittidae. The annotation marks the transcript as partial.
GUUCCAGCAAGCCAUGGGAGGAGUUCCUGCCUGGGCUGAUUUAGAAAACAGGAAGAAAUCCAAAGGGUCUUCAAGUGAUAGUGACAGUGAUGAAGAUGAUGAUCUGCUACGCAGAACUGGCAACUUUGUCACGAGCUCAGAGUCUCUGCCAAGAGGAAUUCUGAAGAUGAGGACCUGCCUCCCUGCUAACCAGGAACGUUUUGCUGAUGGAAGACUGGUGACAGUGCAGUUUCACCCUUCUGCCCAGGUGGUCAUGACUGCUGGACACGAUCGCUCUGUGUCACUCUUUCAGGUGGAUGGGAUAAGGAAUCCCAAAAUACAGAGCAUCUAUUUAGAGAGUUUUCCAAUUUAUAAGGCUCGUUUCAGUGUUAAUGGAGAGCAAGUUAUAGCCACUGGGACUCACCACAGCAUGUUCUUUGUGUAUGACAUGAUGGCUGGAAGUAUCAUUCCCAUACCAAGAGUAAGAGGUGUGCAGGAAAAAUUUCUCAGAAACUUCGAACUUUCUCCAGAUGGAUCAUUUAUGCUGCUAAUUGGGACCUCAGGUUACCUCCACUUGCUGUCAAUGAAGACAAAGGAGCUGAUCAGCAGUAUGAAGGUAAAUGGAAGAUGCAGUGCAUGUGCUUUCACUCCAGACAGCAGUAAAAUAUACAGUUAUUCAAAGGAAGGUGAAGUUUUCAUUUGGGAUGUGAGAAGCAGAAAGUGCCUACACAAAUUUGAAGAUGAAGGUUCUUUGGAAGGAAAGUGCAUUGCUGUGUCAAAAAAUAACCAGUAUGUGGCAUGUGGUUCAUCUACUGGAGUUGUAAAUUUGUACACUACUGAUGUCUGUCUCAAAGAAAACAGACCUAAACCAGCUAAAGCCAUAAUGAACCUUGUGACUUCUGCUACCUGUGUGACCUUCAACCCCAGCACAGAAAUCCUGGCCGUGGCUUCCCGUGACACGGAUGAGGCUGUCAAAUUGGUGCACAUUCCUUCCUAUACUGUGUUCUCAAACUUCCCAGUGUUCAGAAGAAAACAGAUUUAUCUUGCUCAAUCUAUGGACUUUUCUCCCAGAAGUGGGUAUUUCUCUGUGGCAAAUAACAAAGGCAAAGCUUUGUUAUUCAGGCUGAAACAUUAUUCAUCUUUUUAAAAGAAGAUAGAGGAGAAAAUGGACAAGUA